This is a messenger RNA of Amborella trichopoda, 3078 nucleotides long. Its product is annotated as 5'-AMP-activated protein kinase-like protein. The record is from RefSeq and is a predicted model, not a curated record. NCBI's taxonomy places the organism in Eukaryota, Viridiplantae, Streptophyta, Magnoliopsida, Amborellales, Amborellaceae.
CUGUCUAUGGCCUCUUAAUCUCCUCUCUCUGUCUGUAUUGCUCUCUCUAUUUUUUUUAACAUUCUCUCCCUUCUCUCUCUAUAUGACUGUAACUAGACCUUGAGUUCUUAGCUGAAAGUGUAUUCAUGGAAACCAGAUAACCAAAAUUCAGGAUGAAGAGAGAGAGAGUAGUUCGUCGGUUGUUUAACUGAAAUAGUAACAAUGGCAGCAGUAGGUCUUUGUCAAGCACCAGCUUUCACGAUUGCAUUGCCUAAAAAGGAAGCACCAUUUCGAUCGUUGUCCCCCGCUUUUCAAUACUGCAAGUGCGGCUGGAACCCUAUCCGGGCUUCGGCUUUAUCUGACAAUGCUUCAAGGGGAAGCAGAAAACCUAAGGCCAGAAAAUCUGUUAAGAGCAACAUUGAUCUAUGUAAAGAGCUCCAGGAUUUUAUUACUAUGGCUGGCCUCCCUUCAAGUCAUAUACCAUCGAUGAAAGAGCUUUCUCAGUUUGGAAGGCAAGAUCUUGCAAACAUUGUUAGAAGGAGAGGGUACAAAUUGAUCACAAUGCUCCUAACGGAGUUCAGAGAGACUAACAUAAACAGUGAGACUGAUUCUGAAGAAAAUAUAGAGGAGAGUUCUGAGAAUCAGUUCCCAGGUCGGGAGGCCCUUUUGGGUAACUUCUCUGAUGGUGUUUCCACUAUAUCAAGUGAGGACUUUUCUGUGGAAAAUCGUCUUUCUAGUCAUAUUGGAGUUUCACCUCAAGUACGUAUUUCCCAGUUUUCGGAGACAGAAUCAUCAAUAAAUUCACACCUGCAUGAAAAAGCUUCGACCUUUAUUCAGACAAGCGAGCUGGAGACAGCUGAAGAGGCUCUGGAUACUAGGGAUUCUGGCAUUUGUGAUAACUUAGAGCUGAGCAUUGGGUCAUCUGAUGCUGGUAGAAGCAAGUCUCACAAUGAAUUAUUCGAUGAAUGUCUAGUUGAAUCCACAUUUCCCAUUAAUGAAGAUGCAGCUCGCAAGGCUAAUCAAACUACUUCAGAUGGAAAGCAAGAAUCAGUUUCUCUGAUUGCCUCAGAACUCUAUACACCUAGGAAACAAUCUUUGCCAUCUGAUCGACCUAAAGAUAAUGGAUUCAUUGGUAACGAUGUGGCUACUGAGCCUUGGGACAGGGACAGCCAGGAUGAAAUUGAUCGUCUAAAAGCCCUAUUGAGUCAGAAGGAGUUGGAGUUGCUUAAGCUAAAGCAACAGAUUGAGAGUGAAAAGAUGUCCUUGUUCCCCAUGCCUGCCUUAGUGUCCACCUGGCUAGAGCAACUCAUGAGGAACUUUCUGUGGGCAGGCGAUGGGGGAAAGAAAUACCAUUUGAUUGCUUGGGCCAGAGUGUGCUCCCCCUAGAUCCAAAGGGGGCCUAGGCAUCCGUAACCUCAGAGCCAACAAUCUUGCUGACCUCGGCAAAUGGUGGUGGUGGUUCGCUAUGCAAGAGAACCAUCUUCGGUAGGAGUUUGUUCGUUUCAAAUACAGCUGCAUUUGAUCUCUUGGGCCAGAGUGUGCUCCCCCUAGGGCAUAAGCAUGUAACCUCAGAGCCAACAAUCUUGCCCUCCUCGGCAAAUGAUGGUGGUGGUUCUCUACGCAAGAGAACCAUCUCUGGAAGGAGGUUGUUCAUUUCAAAUACCGCUGACCAGCUGAUGGUUGGCUACCUAUGGAAAGGGCUGGGUCCAACUGCUCCCUUCUCCCGUGUGUGGAGGUUGAUUCUUCAUGCACCCAGUUCAAAACCUGCAUCCGCUUCCACUCUCGUGAAGAUCACCGUGUCAUGUUCUGGUCGUACUUGUUGCUCGGCCAAAAUCCACCUAAGGACAGAUUCCCCCUCCUCUUCCUUAUUGAACUGAACCCACAAGCCACGGUAGCGGAAUGCUUCCGAACGGUGGGUAAACACCAAGUGUGGCACCCAAGAUUCAGAAAACCAUUGACUGAUGUCGAAAUUCCAAAGUUUCCAGCACUUUCCUCCCUUCUUCACUGCAUGUUCUUACUUUUGGGGGAACGAUAGAACGAUUCGACCCCCGCCUCUCUGGAUUCAUAUCUGUCUCCUCCUUCUACAAAACCCUCCAGAUCCAAAUGUCCAAUUGGAUAAUCUUUGCCAAGAGAGCUUUGACCACUGUCCUACUACAAAGAAGAGGUCUACAUCUACCCAAUAUGUGCACUAUGUGACUAGAAGAAGAGGAGACAAAUGCCCAUUUGUUCAUCCAUUGCACCACAGCCAGCUCUCUAUGAAGUAGGAUCUUUGGCUGGUCCUGGAUCCCUUCAUCCAUCCCUCAGUUGGUUGAGGCCUUCCUCUCUCGAUCAUGGACCAGACAGGGAAGAGGACUUUGGCACGCAGCAGUCGCGGCUACCCUUUGGGUUAUCUAGUUGGACUGCAACAAUCGAAUAUUUAGAGGGGAGAAGCUACACCUAUCGACGCUAUUCGACAAAGUGAAACUUGUCAAUUUUUGGACUAAGAACCACAACCUCUUUAAGCAUUGCUCAGACUUCCAAAUCAUUUGCACCCUCGGAACUGGCCAAAUUCAGGCUCAAGUCAAACUUAACUGUGAUGGGUUUUCUCUUGAUACCUGCUGGUAUUGGUAGUAUUAUAAAAGAUGCUGGGGGGACCAUGCUCUUUUCCUACUCCCACUUUACCGGUAUUACCAACUCCACGGUUACCUAAGCCCUAGCUCUCCUUAUGGGUCUUCGACACUUUAACCCCUCAUGGGUUGAUAUGCUGAUUGUAGAGGAGAUAUGAAGAAUGUGCUAGCAUGGUCCUCUAGAUCCUCCCUUUGCCGUUCGAGAGUGGCUCGCAUCUUCGACAAGAUUUUCCACAUUUGUAGGGUUACGCACAUGUUUUGGUAACAUAUCUGGGGAGAGGCCAAUGCAUGGUCCCUCUUAGCAAACCAUGCAGGAGAUUUUCGAGCACCUUUUGAGAUCUAAAUAGCAUAUACUGUUUACUUACAAACUCGAUAUUGUAAAGCUUGUAUAGCAUUUUUUGGACCCUGUAAGGGGAUUUUGAUUCUUGAACGACUGCCGGCCUGUCGGUAGUUCAUUUUUUGUACAACUCCCAUAUUAAUACAGUUAACAGUU